AUGCUGAACCAAGUUUCAGUAGAAGCUGUUUAUUCGGCUACAUAUGUCGAAAACUAUUUGGACUGCGUAGAAAAUCUUCCAGACGAGCUGCAACGUCUGAUUUCCAGAAUGAGAGAGUUGGAUGUUUAUUAUUUAGCUCGUGUGAGAGAAGUGGCCACUCAAACGGAAAACUUCAAAAAUUUGAGCAAUGACAACCCAGUGAAGAAAGCGAAAAGUUUCUCGAGAAUGCAGCAGGCCCUCAUCGCAGCGCAAGAACUGGGAGACGAGAAAAUGAGCCUGCUGCAGACCAUUUUGGAUAAAAUUGAAAUCAAAACGAGGCUAUUGGAUCAAGAUUUUAGAAAUUUAGAUUUCGGCAAGGAAGAAUCGAGUCAAAUUGAAGUAAAAGAACAACAGUCCGCGUUGAAUAGCACCCCUUCGAAUAACAACGGCAGCAACACGAAUAACGCCAACAACAGUAACUCUGCGAGUAACGAAAGGCCGGCGAAACGAGCCAGAAGGACCCGUCACGAUACCUAUUCGGGAGCGGAAAACAACGAUUCGAUUACUGUCGAGCACGUUCUCAGAAGCCAAGUCCCAUCUAACGCUCCGAAUAAUGCGCAGAAAAAACAAACCACAAGUAAAAAGAAAAAACGUAAAUCUCGCCAGAACACUCAAGUGCAAAAAGAGGAAUCCCCGCCCAGAGACGAAGAGCAAGCGAUCGAUCCAGAUGAGCCAACGUACUGUCUUUGCGAUCAAAUUUCAUACGGUGAGAUGAUCAUGUGCGACAAUGACUUGUGUCCGAUCGAAUGGUUCCAUUUCUCGUGCGUGACGCUUUCGACGAAGCCGAAGGGAAAGUGGUAUUGCCCCAAAUGCCGUGGGGACCGGCCCAACGUCAUGAAACCCAAGGCGCAGUUUCUGAGGGAGCUGGAAAAAUAUAACAAAGAAAAGGAGGAAAAGACGUAA
Phyllotreta striolata is the source of this 942-nucleotide messenger RNA. The record is from the annotation of a GenBank genome assembly. NCBI's taxonomy places the organism in Eukaryota, Metazoa, Arthropoda, Insecta, Coleoptera, Chrysomelidae.